This is a messenger RNA of Fulvia fulva, 801 nucleotides long. RefSeq lists its product as uncharacterized. The transcript is spliced from 3 exons. Bases 1 to 801 code for a protein of 266 amino acids. The record is from RefSeq and is a predicted model, not a curated record. NCBI's taxonomy places the organism in Eukaryota, Fungi, Ascomycota, Dothideomycetes, Mycosphaerellales, Mycosphaerellaceae.
AUGGCCGAGCGGAUGAGUGCACUUUCCUGCCUUCGAAGCCGAUCAACAGUUGCCCUCAAACGACGUCCAAACAGCCCGAUCGCAAUAGCCCGUCUCGAUGUUGGAGCUCAAAUGUUGUCGUUGAUAGAUUUGAAGUCCAGAACCGUUUGUCAAAGGGUCGUUUUUGGUGGUUGUACUUGUGGGAAAAUAACAGACUUUGUUCCUGCAAACUCUAUUGUCAGCGAGAAUAGCAUCAUGUGCAAGGCUGGCCUGCCGAACCAAUUCAAGGAUUCUGUCAGCCGCACACGCAAUUUUUCCCAAGAAUGGAUGACAGUAAAGAUCCGGCCGCCUCCAGAGGCUGUGCAAUACUUGCUGGCGAUGGUACAUAUAAGAGGCGUAGCAGCACAAAGCGUCUCAAAUCAUCUCAUCUCCACAUACCAGCAGCGCAAAUCUUCAUACCACAACACCACCCACCAAACCAACACCAAGAUGUACACUUCAGCCAUCAUUCUCUCAACGCUCUUCGCCUCAGCUCUCGCAGCUCCAACAGAAAAGCGUCAAGCCGGCAUCACCAUCGACUUCAUCGGCGGCCCCGCAAGCUACAGCUUGACCAUCCCACAAGACGGCAGCUGGGUUCCCACGAACAGCGACCUCAACAUCUCCAAGCUGAGGUCUUCCGCCAACAUUCUCCAGAUCUGCCAGUUCCAGACCAACCCCCCACCAGCUCAGGCUGCUGCAGCCGUAUAUGUUCCAAGCGACGAUGGCGCUAUUGAUGUUGGGCCACCACAGCCGAUUGUUGCUGUUAGCUGCUCGGGAUACUAG